Strongylocentrotus purpuratus (purple sea urchin) is the source of this 734-nucleotide messenger RNA. RefSeq lists its product as uncharacterized. The transcript has 2 exons. NCBI's taxonomy places the organism in Eukaryota, Metazoa, Echinodermata, Echinoidea, Camarodonta, Strongylocentrotidae. The coding region runs from base 252 to 734 and encodes 160 amino acids. The record is from RefSeq and is a predicted model, not a curated record.
UUCAAAGACUUGACAUCACUAGCUCUUGACUGAUAAAUCCAGCAAUCUUUUAGUUCAUAACUGACGACUCUUUCUUGGAUUUCACUUUAUAUACUCUUGUGCUAUUUUACAAGUCGCUUCUUGCAGUGUUAAAAGUUAUCUCUUUCCACCUUUGCUCUAUUAAAGUGCCAACCUAUACUAAUCGUCAUUUUCCCUAUUACAGGAGUGUCUUGUUUCUAUUUUCGUUUCGCAAAAUUUGCAGGUGACGACCUAUGGCUACCAGAUGGGCACCGAGAUCGAGAGGCGGGAAACGCAACAGUUCGUCAGCCUUUGGAGAGUGGGAUUAUGCAGGGCGUGGCACGGGAAAACGGUGUAAGGCUGAGUUUUGGAGCAAGGGAGUCAGCGGGAAGCAGAACAAGACUUUUGUCGAUGGUUCCACUCGAGAUCGUUCGGUCGCCUACAUCUUCGCAGACAGUCAGCUGAGACCUGUGGUGCAAGGCGAUGUAGAGCUGCCGCAAGGCCCGAUCCAAAUGAUCAUCAACAGCACACCAGGGGGCACUUGCCAUCAUGUUGAGAAGGAGCUCCUGGACUUCAGUUGGAGGCGGAAACCUGACAUCGUGGUGGUUGCCGCAGGGACCAACAAUAUCGGCUUUGGCUUGGAAUCCCUUGACGUUGCUUGCAAGCAGAUCCGAAGUCUUCUAAGAUCCGCUCUUUGUAUGACACCACAGGUAUAUAAUUCACCGCUAUGCUAUUGA